Aspergillus glaucus CBS 516.65 is the source of this 1716-nucleotide messenger RNA. RefSeq lists its product as uncharacterized. NCBI's taxonomy places the organism in Eukaryota, Fungi, Ascomycota, Eurotiomycetes, Eurotiales, Aspergillaceae. The coding region runs from base 244 to 1560 and encodes 438 amino acids. The transcript has 4 exons. The record is from RefSeq and is a predicted model, not a curated record.
GCCGGAACCUAAGUCUUUGUCUCCAUAUUCAGAGCGGGAGAGACUGUCGACAUAUAUGGUGUUGCGUUGUAUCAAUGCCCUCAAGAAAAUACAAAUCUGAUCCAUCGCCCUAUAACAAUCAAAGCCAAGAAGGCGGGAGGCGGAGUAUCACAGCCUUGCAGCUCGGCAUCGACCAUUAUAAUAAAUGGUGGUAUCUCUGGCCAUGUCAUUUUUUAAGCUAAGUACGGAGUACAAGCCAGAGUUAUGAAUAGAUGCUUGGAACCUACAUACGCGUUUAGGAACUUUGAGUCUUUUUCGCAAUGCUUCCAUUCAUGGAGUAAUGCCACAAGUGACUCCUCAGAGGCAGUUCUUGAAAUUGAAAGUGACUUUGGAAAAAUCAUCCAAGGCUGCCUUCAGAACUAUUGCAAUUCCACAAACUCGGAUCUUGGAAGUUGCGGAUUGAACCUUCAGUGGGAUCGCUUCUAUCGGCUGACAUUACGGCCAUUUGUGGACUUUAAUUCACAUGCAUGUCAUAACCUCAAUGACCAUGUCAAUACAGAUAUUGCAGGCCCCGGAGUCAUUAUAUCCUAUGUCAUGCAAAUUGCAAUAAUCUCAUGUAUCUGGCUGGCCAUACGAAUCUUGGGACUAAUAGAUUCGAAGAAAGCCAGGGAACGCAAUAGUCGAAUGCGCAUGUAUUUGAUAAAUCAACGUUCUGUCGUUCGAUUUUUUUUGGUCGAGUUUCAGGAGACUCAAUGUUUUUUCGUUAUUGCUAUUCAGAUUGCAUUUAUCCUGUCCAUGUCCGCAGGCCCCGAGUUAUACGGUGCUGCCAGUCUCUACCAGCUCGGUAUGGAUAUUGCGAUGACCAGGGCAGUUUGUAUUGGAUCCCUUGUCUCUGUUAAUUUUGGUCUCUGGUUGGUGCAGAAAGCCAGCAUUAAGUCCUUCUAUACUUUGUUGUGCUCUUCUAUCACUGUCUUCCUAUCAAUUGUUACAUUUCACAUGGCCAGCCACUGGUCACCAACACCGGACAAGGUCGCAUUAUUGGAAGAUAAUGAUGCCUUGUCCAAAUGCGGGUAUCACCCUCCUCCGCUGAUCUGGUGUGGGCCCAGUACAUAUUUUUUGCAAGACAUGCUUGUAUUUGGGCUUUUCGUGGCAACUGUCUCUUUAUUUUGCUUCACAUUUUGCCAUGCAUUGCUCGAGUUGUUGCAGGUUGGUUCCUUAGCCAGACGACAUCUUCGGGAUGCCAAUUCCAACUGGUUGCAGAAUGUCUAUCACUGCAUCAAUGGAUUGCUUCCUUCUUCUAGAAGGACUAGGUCUAACUGGAAGAAUAUGUUCAAGGUGUUGAAUUUCUGUGUCGAGGCUGGACUUUUCAUAAUGGGUAUUUGGUCUACUUUUAUUAUUACUGACGCGGUCAAUCUUGAUGCGAGUGACUGGAACUUUGGCCAAAUCAUUGCUGUGUCAAUCUGGGCACCGCCUAUGUUCAAGUAUUUAUAUUGGUCCUUGUUCGGAGUCGAGUCCUAUUCGGCAGCCCGGAUUCCAUUACCGUACAAAAUCACCAACACGAAUCCCAAUUCUUCCGAAUAAAAUGCAAUUCAGAUGCCACCAGUUUACUUAUCACUGCGCGCGUGCGGCUGAGUAGCUGAGCCAAGACCGGCGGCGAGGGGUUUCGAUAGAAGGUUACAUGGCCCCAAGGAUUUGGUUUGGAGUUAUGGAUAGAUUAAAUCAUUUGGCUGGAGGGUU